UGUUGUUUGUGAAACAUUUGGAAACGGAUUCAAUUCUUGAUUACUCAAAUAAAGAGCCAAAGAUUUCAUCCAUAUCUUUGGCAUCAUCCUUAAAAUUAUCAACAGAUUCAUCGAAUCAUCAUCGUGAAUCGUUAAAUGAUUUUUUUGAUCUGGACCAAACAAUUGGUCAUUCAAUUUGUCUUGCAAAUCAAACAUUGGAUUAUUUAGUUCGUGAUUCAGAACUAACCGAUUUGAAUGAAUCAAAAGUCAAUAACGUUGAAUCUAUGCACCGUGAUUCAAAUAUAUCUAUUGAUCCAUCAAACAAAAUGAGAGAUUUUCUUUUAUCACGUCCAUCAUCAAUGUUGUCCCGUACAACAUUCGAAAAUAUGAUGAAAUUUCGUACACUAAUGUAUAAUAAUGAUAAUAAUUACAUGAAUGAUGAUUCUGGUGAUGAAACAUCCGAUAAUAAUUCGGAUGAUUUUAUUGAAUGUGAUGAAGAUUUACAACGUGUUAAACAAUUGGAUGAAUUAAUUGGAUCUUUACAAAAUGUUUCAUUUGAAACGAUUAUACCAAAUUCAUAUGUACAAAUGGUAACAACAGUGCCAAAUGUUCGUGUAUUAAAAUCAAAUGAUCAUAUUGUUUCAUUGCAAACAUUUAUUCGAAACAAAAAUACACCACGUGAUGAAUUCAUAUUCAACGCUGAUCGUUUGAUUCGUAUCGUAAUUGAAGAAGGUCUUAAUCAUUUACCAUACACAACUCGAUCGAUUGAAACACCAACUGGUGAUCAUUAUGAUGGUGUACAAUUUCUUAAAAUGAAUUGUGGCGUAUCAAUUGUACGAAGUGGUGAAGCUAUGGAAAAAGCAUUACGUGAUUGUUGUCGUGCGAUACGUAUUGGAAAAAUUCUAAUACAAUCAGAUGAUGAAACACAUCAAGCAUCUGUUCUUUAUAGUAAAUUUCCGGCUGAUCUACCAUUACGAAAAGUUUUAUUAUUAUAUCCUAUUAUGGGCACUGGAAAUACUGUGAUUAAAGCGGUAAAAACACUGAUUAAACAUGGAGCUAAACAAUCGAAUAUUAUAUUGGUUAAUUUAUUCACUACACCGGAAGCCAUACGUUCUAUUUGUACACGUUUUCAUGAAAUGAUCGUACAAACAACCGAAGUUCAUCCUGUGGUUCCUCAUCAUUUUGGACAAAAAUACUUUGGAACAGAUUGAUUAAUCAUUUUUCAAUGCAAAUAUAUUUGUAUAAUUAAUUCUGACACUGGAAUCCAAUUUUAUCUAAUGAAAUUGAUUGACAAUAAAAUU
Messenger RNA from Dermatophagoides pteronyssinus (European house dust mite), 1280 nucleotides. RefSeq names its product uracil phosphoribosyltransferase krishah (gene kri). The record is from RefSeq and is a predicted model, not a curated record. Lineage: Eukaryota; Metazoa; Arthropoda; Arachnida; Sarcoptiformes; Pyroglyphidae.